AUGGCAGCUGCAGCGGCUCUUUUCACUUCUGGGUCAUUUUUCUUGAAUCAAAUCACCAGGAAAUCUCGGUCGGAGAUUGUUAUUGACAUAUCAAACACCAAUUCAAAGUGUUUGCCCUGUUUUACGACUGCGGAUCAAAUAGAAGGCACAGUUACUAUCACACCAGAUCAUGAUAUCUCCUUUGAUGAAGUGAGGAUUUCAUUUCAAGGGUCAUCCAAAGCAUCCGUCGAAAGCGAAUCGCCGAUCCGGACUGUGCGAAGUACUCAGCACACCUUUCUGAGCCUCCAUCAACCUAUCGAAGAGACGGCAUACCCAAAAGCACGAGUAUUCAAAAGUGGCCAUGUUUAUCGAUUCCCUUUUAUAUUUGUCAUUCCCGAGUACCUCCUCCCUCAAGCAUGUAGCCAUACGAAGGACAGCCUCCAUGUCGAGAAUGCGCACCUGUCGCUGCCGUCGACAAUAGGAGACUCGAUAGUUGGUGCUGAUGGUAAACGUCUUGAUGACAUGUGCCCUGAUACGUGUCAGAUUGCAUAUUAUAUCCGAGCUUCUAUCAUGGGAAGGUCGCUUGCUCAUAACGCCUCAACUACGGUACUCUCGUCAGUUACCACGAAGAUACGAAUCAUGCCAGCAGUCGAUGAGGAGCCACCUUGGGAGGAUCCGUGGAUACGCAAGGAGCAAGACGUGAGAAAGGGUUUGAUGAGAGGAAAGCUCGGUCGGCUGCAAGUGGCUGCCUCUCAAUCGAAGCCACUGCAGCUAUCCCUGGAAUCGGAUACAAACAUGAGCACAAUGGCAACUGUCCAUCUUCGAUUCGACCCUGUGGAAAAUGAACAGCCUCCCCGCCUUGACACUCUACAAAUCAAGCUCAAAGCGUCUACAUACUUUGCUGUCGUGCCAUGGAAUGGGUUUCCAACAGACCACAACACUCUCAUCACGGGGUCUCUAGGAAGAGGUGUUUAUACGGAGACAGUCCCCAUUUCAUCCCCCUGCAUCAGCUCAGUAAAGUGGGCCAAAUAUUCGUCUGCAACAAGCAUCUGUCGAGAAACAUUGCCCACCUCAACUGGAUCAAUAACCACACCAUAUUAUACGGCAUCCAUCGUUGUUCCGAUAACCAUUCCAAAAGGAAAGGCGUUCUUACCAACAUUCCAUUCUUGUCUGAUCUCGAGAGUGUAUUUCCUAGACUUUAAUAUCUCCUACCAGACUCCCAACGCGAAUAUUCUCACACCAUCAACUUCAUUGAGGGUUCCGAUUCAAAUAGCAUGUCAGCGUCAGAUGGAUAAAGCCUAUUGA
Messenger RNA from Aspergillus wentii DTO 134E9, 1284 nucleotides. RefSeq lists its product as uncharacterized. Bases 1 to 1284 code for a protein of 427 amino acids. The record is from RefSeq and is a predicted model, not a curated record. NCBI's taxonomy places the organism in Eukaryota, Fungi, Ascomycota, Eurotiomycetes, Eurotiales, Aspergillaceae. The transcript is spliced from 2 exons.